This is a messenger RNA of Marchantia polymorpha subsp. ruderalis, 3039 nucleotides long. The record is from the annotation of a GenBank genome assembly. NCBI's taxonomy places the organism in Eukaryota, Viridiplantae, Streptophyta, Marchantiopsida, Marchantiales, Marchantiaceae.
GACGACGCUUAGUCCCAAGAGUGAGUGAGCUUUGGCCGCAGCCGCCGCUAGGCCGCCAGCCAUCCCGCGAACACUCAGUCACUCGCUUGUAUGAAUCAAUGAAGCUGCGGAACAGUUUGCCUGUGAGGCUGGAAUUCUGAAUGCUUCCACUCACGCGACGUAGGAAUUCGAUGUCACAUUCCUUUAGUUUGUUGUACGAUUCGGAGCGCUGUAAUUGCAGGUUUUGUUCAUGAUUUGCUUUGUGGUCAUGAGAAACCACUGUUUGGCCAAAAGAUGAGAGAUCUACGCUCACAGGAGUCGAGAGAAGUGGCUGGUGAAGAAGGUUUAUUAUCGGCUGGGUGGAUGGAUAUUUUAGCUCGAGCCCACCUCAGAAAAGCAGUGAUGGAUGAUAGAGGAUUGACUAGAUCGAUAGAUCGAUGGGUAUAAGUAUGAGUAUGGGUAUGGGUGGAUUAGUUUUAGAGGUCAGCUUGCACGCGCAAAGUAUUUGUACAAGGAGGAUGAGGAUGAGAGUGGGGAAGAUUCAGUAGAUGAUGAUCGGUAGUAAUCCUCCUGGCAUGGUUCUCGAGAGGUUGUUGGAGAUACAGGGAUGAUAAGCUCGAAGGGACGAUGUAAAUCUGAGGAGAACUUGUGUUUGGAUAAAAUCCAAGAGUUGUGAGUCGAGCUUGUGUACUGCAGUGAGAGAGGGGGAGAUGAUGGCUUCGUGUUCUUGGCCUGUACGCAGCCAAGUGCUCAGAGUCGUGGUGUGGCUGACCAUGCUGGUGUUACUUCUGGGUAUUUAUCAGAGCUGCACAUCUCCCGACUCGGUUUGGUUAUCGUUUAGCUUCGUGGGAUCGCGGCCAUUUUUCUUGCUGGCACCCGAGUUGCCCUCUGACGGCCAACAACGACCUACAACAGAUUUUCAGACGGCUCCUUCUCCAUCGAGCUACGGACGAGAAGAUGCUACUCGAAUUCACCCUUCUUUGAAUUCUUCCGUAUCAUCGGAGACAAUGGCGAGGACUGGUAGUACGAAAGCUGAAGGUGCGAGGUCUGCCCCGACUAACGAAGUAGAUGAUAGAGGUGACUCCUGGGUCGGCGUUGCUGAUCCAGACUUGAAGGAGAAUACCGCUCUACCGCCAAGCGAGGAAAUUCCUAAAGGUUCGAAAGAUCUGAAUAGUGGUAUCAGUGAAGAUUUGGAUCUGCAGAACGGGUCAACCACGCCAUUCGCUCGAACGCGAAUAAUCAAAUAUUUGGAGGAAUUGGAGAAGUCUCAUCCAAGCAGCAAGAAGACCGAGCUAGAACUUUUGGCAGCAAAGCUGGCUAUUCAAGCUGCAACUGUGAACGAUGCAGACGCAACUCUCUACGGACUCCUCUACGACAACGUAUCUGCUUUUUCCUUGAGCUACAAGUUGAUGGAAGAACUAUUCCGAGUUUAUGUCUACAAAGAUGGGAGCAAUCGCUUCGUCCGAAAUGGCUCCUUGACAGGGAUAUAUGCUUCGGAGGGACAGUUUAUAGACAAGAUAAUCGGCUCGUGUUUCGAAGAAGACGAUCCAGAAAGAGCGCAUAUGUUCUUCUUGCCAUACAGCGUUGCAGAAAUGGUGCUGAGCUUAUAUGUGCCUGAUUCACAGGACAUGCAUCCUUUGAUCAACUUCGUCACAGACUACGUGAACAACCUUGCCAGGACUUACCCUUUCUGGAAUCGCACUGAAGGAGCCGAUCACUUUUUCGUCGCCUGCCACGAUUGGGGGCCAGCUACAGCGCGAGAUCAGCAACAGCUGAGGAACAAUUCCGUGAAAGUGGUCUGCAAUGCAGACAUGACAGAGGAAUUCGUAGUAGGGAAAGAUGCGUCCUUACCUGAGGUCUAUGUGCACAACCUGAAACCUCUUAAAGUGGGCGGUCCAGUGCUGAGCAAGCGAGCGUUUUUAGCAUUCUUCGCAGGCCAGAUGCACGGCCAUGUGAGGCCUGUUCUUAUUCAGCAUUGGAAAGACAAGGACUCCAGCAUGCGAAUAUAUGAGGAGAUUCCGAGGAACAUUUCAAGGCGAAUGAAUUAUGUCCAGCACAUGAAAAACAGCAAAUAUUGCAUCUGCCCAGCCGGAUUCGAGGUCAACAGUCCUCGAAUAGUGGAGGCUAUAUACUACGACUGUGUACCUGUUAUUAUUGCUGACAAUUUUGUUUUGCCCUUCAGUGAUGUGCUGAACUGGGAUGCCUUCUCCCUUACUUUGCCCGAGAGCGAAAUCCCCAACUUAAAAACUCAUUUGCUGAACAUUCCUGAAAAAAGUUACAGAAGUAUGCAGAGGAGACUCUCGAAAAUCCGACAACAUUUCCUCUGGCACCAGCAGCCCGUCAAGUACGAUGCAUUUCACAUGACGCUUCAUUCGGUCUGGAUGAGCCGCCUCAACCACAUACAUCUGUGAACGGUCUAUCGAUCGCGUCUAGUCCCCGAAGAAAUUAUUUCAGCUUUUAUUGCUCUCAUGUUUAGUCGCGAAGCUUGCUCUGGUUAUGGAUGACGACAGGAGCAAAGACAUGUUUGUAUGAUAUCAUUAGAUUAUUUCGAUGUACCCCAGCCACCAAGUAGUGGUCCAGUCCUCUGAAUCCUGAAGUGCUCGAUGGAAUAUGUGCGGGUAAACUCAGCCUUAUUGUGUAUUCUCUGUUAUGUUUAGUCUCCAAAUUGGCGAUCAAUGUGAACGCGUGUCUCGCAUCACACUGGAUAAACAAGGCGUCAUCCCCCUUUACAAGCUUCAGACCGUAUAGAUUAUUCGCCGUUAAGCCAAAAUACUCGAUGGAUUAAUUGGUUUUGGACACAAACUCCACCACCAAGUAUCAUGAUGAAGAGUAUAUUAUGGCUCGUCUAACUGGUCAGGUGACAAGCGAUAUUAGACGUGCCAUCAUAGAAUAACAACCAAGAAACGGUCAAUUUAUCUUGUGUUGAGCCUUAAAACCGAUCGGACCCACGGAACAGACAUGACAUUCAUUUAUAUAAGACUUCAAGGGGACGAAAUACGCAUCUGUUCUUGGUUGAAACUUCGAUAUUGAAGCUGGCAAAAUAGAGUUUUCGAAUAUCAC